Messenger RNA from Lodderomyces pseudojiufengensis, 1428 nucleotides. RefSeq lists its product as uncharacterized. The transcript has a single exon. Lineage: Eukaryota; Fungi; Ascomycota; Pichiomycetes; Serinales; Debaryomycetaceae. Bases 1 to 1428 code for a protein of 475 amino acids. The record is from RefSeq and is a predicted model, not a curated record.
AUGAAAUUUCCACUUUCUGAAGCAAAAAAGCCAAAAUACGAAUGGGACAAUAGGUGGAGAGCUCAUAAAGUUAUCUUGAAUGACUUUACAAAAAAGUUUACUGUGAUUUCAAUAUGUAAUUUUCUCGACAACAUUAUUAAGAAUAAAAUAAAUAAAUAUCAGCGAAUCCAACAUCUCAGUAUUGGAGAUGAAGAGCCUAUAUUCACUGGAAUACAUUCUUCACUUAGAGAGAGGAAAGAUGUACGACCAUAUUUAGGGAAAAUAUUGAAAUAUUUUAGAAAUUUAGAUUAUGUCAGCUUUGCUAAAUCAAACAACCAACUUGAUCUAAAAGAUAAAGACAGUUCUUAUGAUGUAAUGAAAGAUAUAGAUUUUGAAAUCCGAGGUCUCCGUUCUGAUUUUGAUGAUCAUGUUUUGUUUUUGGACAAAAAUUAUCAAGGUUCAUUUGAUUUCAUGUAUAAUAAUCUCAAAAAUUUGAAAUUUCACUUUAAACCAUCUCAUAAUACAAUAUGUAAGUUAAAUUGUGAAAAUGAUGUAUUUAAAUCUAUAAAUUUAUUCAACAAAAUCAAUUUAUUUAAAAAUCUUGAAGAAUUACAUCUUGCAUUUGGAGCACUCAUUGAUUUAACGAAUCCAUCAUUGAUUGAAAAGAUGAAGAAGAUAAACUGCAAAUUGAAAAAGCUCGAUAUAACCUAUUGGGGAAAACUCAGAUUUUCAGAUGAUUUCUGGGAGGAAAACAAUAAACAUAUUAACCCAAAACCUGGAAAGUGGUUAUUUACUUUAAACAAAUUUUUCGAUACAAAAGAAAUUAUCUCGUUGUCAUUAAAUUAUCAAAAAAAAACAUUUGCUAGGGAAGAAUUUCACUUUCUGAAACUCAAGUUUGAAGAAAUAUUGAUCAAAACAAAUUUACCAAAAUUAAGAAAUUUAGUUCUAUCAUCGUCAACUUUAGAUUUAAAAUCGAUUGAGGUAUCAAAAUUACAUAAAUUGAUAAUUUGUACUGAAUUUGCUAAUGACAUGUAUGCCGCUGACAUAGCUCGACUUUAUCUAUUGAAUCCAAAUUUAAGAUUAUCUUGGUGGCCCCGAUUUAUGGAACAGGAUGAUUAUACUAGGUUUUGCAUUUGGGAUAAUUUGCAAAUGUACACACCUGAUUAUUUUCAGAUAAUAUCCAGUCAAUGGCCAUCAUACUUUUUCACAAGUGAUAUUGUUUCAAUCAGAGGAAGAGGUUCAAUUUCUCAUAAAAAAGGUGUCUUUGACAAUGUUGAUGAUUCGAGGAAACUAAAUAUAGUUUUGAAAACCGAAUAUUCUUUAGAAGAACUUUUUGGAAUGGAUCUUUUUGAUACUGCAAGCAUUAACAGGUCUGUUCUUAAAGUUAUCAAGGAAAACGACAAUUCUGUUCUUAGAGUUCUCAGGGGAUACGAGCGUAAGAAUAUUUAA